Molecule: messenger RNA, 3080 nt
Organism: Triticum urartu
Lineage: Eukaryota; Viridiplantae; Streptophyta; Magnoliopsida; Poales; Poaceae
Source: RefSeq, a predicted model, not a curated record
AGAGGAGAGGAGGGGAGGCCGGGCACGGGCAUAUAUUGGGCAUGAUUGCUGGCCGGGUUGGAGGCCCGGGUGAGAGGGAGACGCCUCAAAAGGCGGCCACGCCAUGGAAAUGGGGUUCUUGUAGCGAGGACAGAGGGAGAUUUGUACGGGUACAAGGAAACCCAUCAUUCCAUUCCAUUGGCAUCCCGUUCCAGCGAGCCGAGCCAGCAAACCAUUGAUCCACGGCCAAGUACAGCACAUCCUACUAGCAAGGCUUUUCGACAAAUCUCUCGGAUUCCAUGCCCGCCUUUGAAACUUUGUCCUCCUCCCCCUCUGCUGCUUCUCUGCGUGACACACAUUGGUGCAGUGCAUGCCAGGCGUACUACGUCUAGAAGAAGCAGCAGCUCCCGCUCUUCAACUCCUACCCACCCAGUCACACCACACAGACAAAAGAAAAGAAAAGAAAAGAACGAAAAUACUACAUACUGGUAGUAAAUACAUUUGGCUGCAACUGCCAUAUAGCAUAUGUCACAUUAACUCCGUGGCCGGGUGCAAUGGCGAGUGAUGCACUGCACUCUGUACGUGGUGAUAUGAUAGUGUAAUGUGGGCACCUAACAUACAUAACGUGGGUUUCCAGAAAAACGAUGAGGGGCUCCGUUGAGGGGCAGACAGGGGAGGGGCAGCGUGUGUUUCUCUUUGCUUCCCUGCUGCUUGAUGGUGCGCCCAUCCGAGGCCGGCACACAGGCCCCCCACCCGGAUUCAAUGGCUUGGCUGCUGCAGAAUAUGGGAAAAGAGGCAGCAAUGCCAGCUGCCAGCCCCAAGUGCUGAGUACUGCUGCUGGCGCAUUUUUUUUCCUUGAUUAGCACCAGCAAGUAAUUAAUCGCCUGGGGCAAAUGGCAAUGGUCCCCCUUGAGUCUGGAAGGAGGAGUACGUACAACUCAAGACAGGGACGGAGCGGAGUGGAGGGAUUCACGGCAAAACUGGCUUGGCUGGGUAGCUGAUAGGCCAGCUGACUGAGUACGUUUUCCCAUGCAUGCUAGCUAGUACUACUAGUAGUACUCCUCUCUCGUGGCGAGGCGAGGCGAAGGCAGAGUGGUGGUCAUCGAGAGAGAAGCGAGCAGAGCAGUCUUGGCAAUGGCGAUGGCCCUCUGCCCAGUCCCCAAUCAUCCUUCCCCCUGACCGCCGGACACCCCAUCAUUGCUUCCUCAUACACCACCACACUCGCCUCCUCUCCGCUCCUCUAUAUAUAGGCUGAUCCUCUGCUCCAGCUCAGCCUCCAUCUCCCAUGCACCACCACCACCACAUUCUGCUCUCACCGUUCCAGCAAACACACACACGCACAAACUUGAGUCGGCGGCAGAACCAGCCAUGAACGGCUUCUACUCGUCCAUCGCCCACGGCCUCGACGCGCUCCACGCCACGCUGGCCUCGUCGCCGGACGCCGCCUUCAUGUCGGCGCCCUUCCUCCAGCAGGCGGCCGCGCUGCUCCGGUCGCUGCACUCGCAGCUCGUCCACCUCGUGCAGCGCCUCCACCUGCCACCAGGGGAGAGCUGGCUCGACGAGUACAUGGACGAGACCUCCCGCCUCUGGGAGGCCUGCCAGGUCGUCAAGGCCGGCGCCUCCGCCCUUGACACCUACUGCGCCUCCGCCGCACGCAUCGACGCCGCCCUCGACGACUGGCUCUGCAACCCCAACCCCCACACCGCCCGCCAGGUGAUGCGUGCGAUCAACGCGCCGCGGCGGCAGGCCGUGGGGCUGGAGCAGGAGAACCGGGCGCUCGCAGAGACCAGGAUCGACCCGGCGUCGCUGCUGCUCGACGACCGGUCGCCGGUGGAGUUCAAGCUCAACGCCUUCAACGGCUUCCGGGGCGUGCUCUACGCGCUGCGCAACGCCAGCUCCUUCCUCCUCAUGCUCCUCGUCUCAGGGACCGUCUCCUGCCUCCCGGACCUCGCCUGCUGCGCGCACCCAUUCCGCACCUCAGGCGCCGGCUACGUCUCCUCCAUGGGGCGGCUGCGCCAGCGCGUCGCCGAGGAGAUGGAGGCGGUCGCCGGCGAGCACUCCGGCUCCGGCGUCAUGAUGUACGAGUUCCGGCAGGCCAGGGCCGGCAUUGAGAGCCUCAAGACAGAGUUCGACAGGGUCGUCGCCAUUGGGUACGGCGACCCUGGCGAGAUCGCCGAGAGGGUGGAGAUCAUCAAAGGAUGGGUCGGGAUGCUGAGGUCAGGGGCGGAGGGCGUCGUCGGCGAGCUGGACGACUUCUUUGAUGAGAUUGUGGAAGGCAGGAAGAUGCUGUCGGACCUGUGCAGCCAUCGCUGAUCCAAGCUCACAAUCUGUACUUCUGCAGCAGCUAGCUGAAAGCCUGAAACAAACGGGGCAUGGUAGAUAGUACAACAAGGCUAACAAAUUAGAACAAAAAAAAAUGUGGGUGUUCUUCUCUCUUGUGGUUGGGUAAUCUAAUCUAGCUGCUCUCUCUAGUCUAGCUAUCAUAGCAGCUAGUGUGUCUAUACAUAUGUCCUGCACUGGAAUAUCAUCAUGCUUGUAUUCUUCCUAAGCAGAGCAGAGCAGCAAGUGGUAGUGGCAGGCAGUUGGUGCUUAGGCCUAUCUAUUUGUCAGAAUCAGAAUCAGAAUAUAUGUCCAGUAAUUUUUAGGGGAUCGAUCUUAGAGGAUGAAUUGGUGAUAUAAUAGUUGAUGGUGAAAGGAAGAAUCUACAUCGGAAAAGGAAAGCAGCUCUUUGCCCUUUUCUCGAACUGGAAAAGUGCUGUGGAGAUGUGGGCAGCUUGUUGGGCAGAGACAAAAAGAGAGUUCUAUAGGGUGCGUUAGAAUGAGCCCUUGUGCUUGUCAUCUUUUGCAACUUCUUUUUGUUCUUUGGCGCUAGGCUAAUCACCUUCCUUAUCAUUGAUCACUCCACUAGCUGCCGCGGCAAUUGGCAGUGUAUAGACUGAUUAUUUUACUCACGAUGGAGAAGAUGAACAAGGCAGGAUUCUCAAUAUGAUCUCCGACAGCGGUCAUCGUUUUGGUUGCACAAUGAUGGGGUGACCUUCUGGAAUCCGAACAUGAUGAUCACCCCGAACUUAAGAGGCAUCGGUUCGAGGAAAAGGAGCAGC